GUAAGCUGCUAGAGUACUUUCCAAUAGCCCCGCCGGAUAGCUUUCUCAGGGUCUAGCGACUCCGGCCCACCCCCAGCCGAAUUUCCCAGGUAGCCAUGUCAGAAUGCUGCGAGGGCAUCUCCAUUACCGACUCCAAGGCGCAGUCUGAGUGUGCCCAGGAGAAAUCGACUGGCCUGGAUGCAUCCAAUCUGUCACUGCCAGUGCCUCGGGAGGCAGAUAGUACCCGCCGCAAGAAGCCGUGGUCCUUUUUUCUCGCCUUCCUUGCCCUGCUGUUGAUGGUCUUUCUGGUGUCGCUCGAUGCGACCACUUUGGCUGUCGCCAUCCCGGCCAUUACCAGUGAACUGUCCGGGACUACACUCACAGCCUUCUGGGCCAGCAUCUCCUUCACCCUGGCCGUUGUGGUCGUCCAACCGAUCUAUACCAGUGUUUCCGACAUUAUUGGACGAAAGCUUCCACUCUAUGCCGCGUUUUUUCUCUUCUUCGUCGGCUCCAUUGUCUUCUCCGUCGCCCCGAGCAUGGCCGUCCUGAUCUUAGGUCGGGUGCUACAAGGGCUCGGAGGUGGUGGCCUGGACGUUCUCAGUGAAGUUAUCGUUGCGGAUAUUACCACUCUCCAGGAACGUGCCCUGUAUAUCGGUCUGCUAUCAAUUCCCAUGGCAGCCGGUAGCAUCUUAGGGCCUAUUCUUGGGGCGUUGUUCAGCGAGUAUGUGGACUGGCGGUGGAUUGGGUGGAUCAAUCUUCCCAUCAUUGCUGCGGCAGUCCUGCUGGCAAUAUUCUUCAUGCGUCUCAAACCAGUGACCGACUCGUUCCGUACACAGCUUGCACGGCUGGACUGGCUGGGGAUUGUGCUAUUCACAAUCGGAUGCACAGUGUUCACAUUGCCUCUGAGCUGGGCAGGCAACAUGUACCCGUGGAAAUCUUGGCAGACAAUCGUGCCCUUGGUGAUCGGAGUGCUGGUUCUGGUGGGUUUCGCUGUCUAUGAGUCUCGACCAGAAGCUCCAGUGUUUCCAUAUCGCAUUUUCCGGUCACGGACAGCCCAGAUGUCCCUUAUUGGAAGCUUUAUUCACGGCCUCGUCCUAUACACUUUGUUAAUGUACUUGCCGUUGUUCUUCCAGGCUGUGUACCUUGAAUCGGCACUGAAAUCGGCUAUUACUAUGCUCCCGUUUUGCUGCGUCCUCAUGGGAUUCACGGGCAUCGCGGCCUGGGCGCUAGAAUAUUUUCGGAGUUAUCGCUGGGAGAUUUGGGGGGGCUGGGUCUUUCUCACUGUCGGGGUUGGACUUUUUUCUCUUUGGCAACGUGGUACCGACCUUGCGAUGACGGCGAGCUUCCAGGCUAUUGCGGGAGUCGGGAUUGGCACGCUCUUUACGGUCCCUCCCAUUCCGAUGCAAGCAAGCGCUCCGACCACCGAAGACCAAGGCCUGGCCAUAGGAAUCAUGGUUUCUUUCCGACUCUUUGGAGCACUCAUCGGGCUUGCCAUCGGGUCCACCACGUUUGGAAGUGUUUUCGAGCGCUCUCUGUCGUCGGUCUCGUUGCCAGAGUCUUUGGCCUUUCUCCGAACAGCCAAUGAAGCCGUAAGCUAUAUCCCUCACCUCAGGACCGCAGAUAUGUCCCCGUUACUUCGGAGUGAAAUCCAGGAUGCGUACAAGGAUGCCAUGCAAACCAUUUGGUAUAUCUUAACGGCUUUUGGUGGGGUGGGAUUUUUCACCUCGUUCUUGAUCGAGCAACUGAACAUCGAGACAGAAGAGCUGGGCAGGCAGCAUUUUGAGCACGAGUCAGCAUAGUGGCUAUGCGAGUACAUCAUUCACUGGAGUGAUGUUGACACCUAUAUACAGCAGCGUGGAUGGAGCUGGUUCUGAAUCUAUGUCACGAUACUAGAAGGCAGUGUAACUGGCUUUGAUUGAAAUUGUAUUUUAUCCCUUACCGCUCCAGGGCAGAGUGAGUCUUAGGGAUGUAAGGCUCUUCCAAGUACUUGAUCUCCUCAUCGGUCAGCUUGACCUUGAUACUGGCAACAGCCUCGUCGAUCCGUUCCUUGCUGUUGAGUCCA
This is a messenger RNA of Aspergillus sclerotioniger CBS 115572, 2041 nucleotides long. RefSeq names its product MFS general substrate transporter. Gene Ontology annotation, biological process: transmembrane transport. NCBI's taxonomy places the organism in Eukaryota, Fungi, Ascomycota, Eurotiomycetes, Eurotiales, Aspergillaceae. The record is from RefSeq and is a predicted model, not a curated record. Gene Ontology annotation, molecular function: transmembrane transporter activity. The transcript has 2 exons. Bases 96 to 1778 code for a protein of 560 amino acids.